Lycium barbarum (goji berry) is the source of this 981-nucleotide messenger RNA. RefSeq lists its product as uncharacterized. The record is from RefSeq and is a predicted model, not a curated record. NCBI's taxonomy places the organism in Eukaryota, Viridiplantae, Streptophyta, Magnoliopsida, Solanales, Solanaceae. Bases 1 to 981 code for a protein of 326 amino acids. The transcript has 3 exons.
AUGGGGAGAGGAUUUUUGGCUACUGUUGAUGCUGUAAUCCGAGUGAAAUAUGGGAAGAUGUCCAUGACAGUUAAUGGGCAAGAGGCGACCUUUGAUGUGUUUAAAGCUACCAGACUUCCAGCCCAUUAUGAGGAAUUGAAGAUGAUUUCUGUGGUGGAACCCGAGCUCACAAAUGCCGAGUUAGAUCACUUUCUAGCCUCGCGAGAUCCGUUGGAGACAGCUUUCGUGUAUGGGGAAGAUCUGAAGAUUGAUGCAGAAGUGGAGGAGUGUCUUAGAAUUCAUGACACUUCAUGUGCUUAUCUACGAGCAACUCGUUGUGAAGAAACAAACUUGGUACUUAACUGGGAAAAAUGCCAUUUCAUGGUUCGAGAGGGAAUUGUUCUUAGGCACAAGAUAUCGAGCAAAGGAAUAGAGGUUGACAAGGCGAAGAUUGAAGCAAUUGAAAGAUUACCACCACCUGUUUCAGUUCGGGGAGUGCGCAGUUUUCUUGGGUAUGCUGGCUUUCACCGACGGUUCAUCAAAGACUUCUCUAAAGUUGCUAAUCCACUGUGCAACCUUUUAGAGAAAGAUGUGAAGUUUGUGUUCAAUGAAGCCUGUCUGACGGCUUUUGAGCAGCUGAAACGAAGGUUGGUGCCAUGGUAUGAAAACAUGGUGAACUUUAUAGUAAGUGAGGUUUACCCCCCGGGUGCUAAUCACGAGAAGAAGAAGUGGAUCUUGCAUGACAGUCGUUUCUAUGUGUGGGAUGAGCCUUAUCUCUACCGGGUUGGCACAGAUCAGCUGAUUAGAAGGUGUGUUCCAGAGGAAGAGGUCUCAGCGAUUCUAGAGAAGUGUCACUCAUCACCCUAUGGGGGACAUCACGCGGGUGACAGAACGGCUGCAAAGGUACUUCAGUCCGGGUUCUACUGGCCCACUUUGUUCAACGAUGCUCAUGAAUUUGUGCGAGCAUGUGAUAACUGCCAAAGGACCGGAAAUAUCUCCUAG